UAAGGGGAGACGCGGGUCGAAAAGUCGGGGUUUUCCGGAAAAUUUUCGCUUUUUUUUUUUCCAGCUGUAUUGGCAUUCUUGGACUAUAAUCUAUUACUUCUGUAAAUAUCAAGCUGAAAUUCGCACGAGAAAUUAUCAAAAAAUGCUUCCAAGUGGGCAGCGGUGACGCGAGAAAUGCGCGAAAAUCGCGAAAAACGGCGAAGUUCGCGUCGUCCUGUCGCGAAAACGACGCGUUGGCCGCCAUUUGCAAUCGUGCACGCAUGCUGCGAAGGCCGUAUCCUUCACAAUCCACUAGUAGCCAGUCUCGUGCCUUCACGCAGAAUAAACAAAAAACGAGAAAAACAACGCGUACGUCACGCGUUUUGAAUAUCGCGGCACGCAGCGCGAGGCCGCCAUUGGACGGCGGUGCGCUCCACGCUCCUCCCCCCUUCUAUCUCUCCGGCAAAAGUGCGAAGCCUCGGACGUCGCGAUCGAGUUGUUCUGCGUUUCUCUGCAUUUUUGCGUCAUGGCAAGCCCGAAGAAGUGCAGUUCAGAUAAUCGAAAGUUCAGAACUCGCCACAAGUAUCGAGGGAAACGGCGUCGGACGCUUCGCAAAGCGACAGCGAACGACGAUGUCGCCCCCGACCAACGCCCCGACGCUCCGACUUCGGAUAGGCCUAACACCGUCACCGAACCCCGCGACAGUGGUUGUGAAAUAGCCGCUGCCGUGGAAUUCGUGAGUGCAUCCCAAAGGAAGAUUCUUCGAGAGUGAACGUAGACCGGUAGAUGCUGCUACUGCGAACACGCUGCUUUGUGAAAUCGAUGCGCUGACGGCACUUGUGGCGGGUGCGCAAUGCCCAACCUGCCGCGAACGGAAGCUCGGCGUGCGAGAGGCAGCUGGAAAGCGCAAAGGACUUUCGGCAUUCCUUGAACUGUGCUGUCAAAAUUCUGAUUGCCCUGAAUCUGCACUUUCGUUCACGCACACGUCGAGACGUACUGCUUCGGCCGGGGACCAAGGGACGAGCGCUCGUUUUGACAGCGGCAGCUCGCGUGACAGCUUUGCUGUAAACGUGAAGGCAGUUCUGGCAGCACGCGCUAUAGGCGCAGGCCACGACCAACUUUCACGAUUUUGUGCGAUUCUCGGUCUGCCGAGCCCGAUGCAUCACAAGACAUUCACCGGCAUUUCCAAGAAGCUCCAUGGUGCGGCGAUGACGGCAGUGAGCAAAAACUUGCACCAGGCACGAAACAUCACGAAGGACGCAGUCGGCGGCAGCGAUGUGCCAGUCAUGUUUGAUGGCACCUGGCAGAAAAGAGGUCAUAAAAGUCACAAUGGAGUGGGCACAGUCGUGUCCCUGGACACGGGGCUCUGCCUCGAUUUUGAAGUUCUUUCGAACUACUGCCAUGCUUGCAGUAUACACAGGGACCUUGGGGAGGAUGAAGAGAUAUGGCGAGCUUUUCAUCUUCCAGUUUGCCAAAAAAACACUGACUGCUCAUCCCACGCAAUGGAACCUGCGGCAGCUGUCAAUAUAUGGCAGAGGACCUUGUCUUAUGAAACUCCACUGCGAUUCACCAGCUUCCUAAGUGAUGGUGACAGCAAGGCCUUCACUGCAGUCUGCGAGGCAAACGUAUACUGUGACACCCCCAUUGACAAAGAAGAGUGCACGAACCACGUUGCAAAGCGCUUGGGAACUGCCCUACGAAAAUUGGCAACGCCACUGCCACGAGGAGAAAAACUGAAAGAUACGACAAUAAUAAAGCUACAAACAUGUUACAAGAUCGCCAUCACGAGCAACAAGGACAGUGUCCGAAAUAUGUACACUGCCAUAUGGGCAUCGUACUUUCAUUGCUGUUCUAGUGAUGGUGCCAGUAGCCACAACUUUUGCCCCGCAGGACCAAAUUCGUGGUGCAAGCACAAGCGUGCAGAAGCACUGGGGGAGCCUGCACCACGCCACACCCCACUGUUGACGAAGGCUCAAGGAUUGGCAAUUAUGCCUAUCUACAUGCGUCUUACAGAGAAGAAACUCCUUAUUCGGUGCCUUCAUGGCAAGACACAGAAUGCAGCCGAAUCGCUGAACAGCAAGAUUUGGCUGCUAUGUCCAAAAACAAAGUUUGCCUCCAGAACAACUGUGGAGACAGCCACCGCUCUCGCUGUACUCUGGUACAACGAAGGCCACAGGGGCUUUGAAAAAGUGCUCGAAGGCAUUGGAAUUCUCCCCUCACAAGAUCUGGCUACACAUGGUGACCACUGUGACGUCAUGCGCAUCAGGAAGAUGAACCUGAAGCAUACUGCAGGAGCGAGGGCACACCGUCGCAACACAGCGAAGAGAGCUCGUGUUGAGGACACUGACCGCAAGAGCCGUGAAGGACCAAGCUAUGGUGCAGGGGACUUCUAGACACUUGCAGUGCAUUCAGUGCAAGGUACUUUUCAUUGUGCCCCAAUUUGAUGCAAAAAGAAUGAUUUCCUAAUAAAUGCCAACUUUGCGAACUUUCGAA
Molecule: messenger RNA, 2472 nt
Organism: Rhipicephalus sanguineus (brown dog tick)
Lineage: Eukaryota; Metazoa; Arthropoda; Arachnida; Ixodida; Ixodidae
Exons: 1
Coding region: 1137-2372 (411 amino acids)
Source: RefSeq, a predicted model, not a curated record